Molecule: messenger RNA, 1767 nt
Organism: Erythranthe guttata (spotted monkey flower)
Lineage: Eukaryota; Viridiplantae; Streptophyta; Magnoliopsida; Lamiales; Phrymaceae
Molecular function (GO): protein dimerization activity
Source: RefSeq, a predicted model, not a curated record
AUGAAGAGGAACGAUUUAUUCCCCGACACAAGAACAACUUAUAAGCUAAAGACAGAGCUCACUCAGACAAAUAGAUCAUCCGAAAACAACAUCGGGAUCGAAUCAUCUUCCAUCUCAAACCGACCUGAUAAUAACAAUAAUAAUCAUCAACAAAAUUCCACGACAGAAGUUGAUCCAUCGAUAAAGAAAACCAAAGAGGAUAUUGCAAGAUUCUUCUUCGAAAACGGGCUCGAUUUUCAUUUAGUAAGUUCCCCAAGUUUCCACAACAUGAUGGGUCCUAGAAAGUGCCACAUCCCCACCCUCGAUGAGCUAAAAGGGUCGUUAUUUAAAGAUGCAUUAAAAGAAGUGACUAAAUAUAUCGACGAGGCUAGAAAUUCGUGGGCGCACACAGGAUGCACUAUCUUGCUCGAUGAAUGGAAGGGUGAAACGGGAAGGGAUUUCGUCAAUGUUUUAGUUGACUCACCGAGAGCAACCGUUUAUCUCAGCACGUACGAUAUUUCUGAUUAUAUUGGAAAAACUGACGAAAUGAAAAUGUUAUUCGACAAAGUGUUGAGUGAAGUUGGGAUCGAGAAUGUGGUUCAAGUUAUUACAUCCUCAGAUUCUAUUUUUACCAAGGAACUGGUGACGGAAUUGUCAGAGAAAUACCGACAAAUAUUUUGGUCGGUAAGCGGGUCUUUCUGCAUGCAACUCAUGCUGGAGAAAUUGUUGGAAAUGGACGUCAUCAAAGAAAUCCUGGAGAAGGCGAAAAUAUUUACGAGGUUUAUUUACGGAAACCCUAACGCGCUCAAGUAUCUCAAGGAGAAAACGGACGGUGAUUUAUUUCAGCAGAGUUCGAAGAUCAAGUCAACGCAGCCUUUCUUAACCCUCGAGAAUAUCGUCUUGGAGAAGAAAAUGUUGACCAAAAUGUUUCGCUCUCCCAUUUUUUUGGCAGACAAGGGUUGGGACGAAGUAUAUGAUUUGGUGAGUGAUGAAUCUUUUUGGAUGGGGGCAUCGGAUGUGCUCAAAGCAGCUAUACCUCUCGUGCGCGUAAUACAAUGGAUGACGGGGAGUAGUAAUAAGGAGCAGAUGGGAUAUAUAUACGAAACGAUGGAUCAAGCGAAGGAGACUAUUAAACAAGGGCUCAAAAAGAAUAAAUCACAAUACACGAGGUUUUGGAAAGUGAUAGACGAGAUUUGGACCGGUGUACUCUACACCCCGAUUCAUGCGGCGGGUUACUAUUUGAACCCGAAUCUUUUCUACACAAGCGAUAGGUUUAUCGACCUUGAAGUUGCAACAGGUUUGUUGUGUUGUGUUGUACGGACUACCCGGGAUCCGCGGGUCCAGGAUCGGGUCACUAUACAGAUCGAGACGUACCAGAAUUCUAAGGGCGCGUUUGGCUUGGGAUGCGCAGAGGACCAGAGAUCAAAUACUUCUCCAGCAAAAUGGUGGUUGAAAUAUGGGGGCGAAUGUCCGGAGCUACAAAAACUGGCGCUUCGAAUACUGAGCCAAACAUGUGAGGGUGCAUCGAAAUUUCAGCUGAAUAGGGUUUCGGUGGAGAAACUUCUUGAUACGGGAAUAAGUCGAAGAGAACAGAAGAGGUUAGCUCAUGCUGUUUUUGUUGAAUAUAAUAUGCAACUGCAGAAUUUUGAAUCUGGUAAGGUGGGGUAUAUGGGACCCGAUGAAAUCGAACCGUUGGAUGAUUGGGGAGUUCAUAAAGGACCAAAUGAUGGGGCCCUAAAAUCGGGAGGGCCGUCGAAUUUUCAUCCAAAAGUGGAGCGUAUAGUAUGA